This is a messenger RNA of Bolinopsis microptera, 2410 nucleotides long. Its product is annotated as G-protein coupled receptor 183-like. Gene Ontology annotation, molecular function: G protein-coupled peptide receptor activity. The coding region runs from base 4 to 1809 and encodes 601 amino acids. Gene Ontology annotation, cellular component: plasma membrane. The record is from RefSeq and is a predicted model, not a curated record. The transcript has 2 exons. Gene Ontology annotation, biological process: neuropeptide signaling pathway. NCBI's taxonomy places the organism in Eukaryota, Metazoa, Ctenophora, Tentaculata, Lobata, Bolinopsidae.
ACAAUGUUUGCGGCGAAUGUCAGUACAAUCCACAACUCCCUGAAUAUCUCUGAGUUACUACGACUGUCGGGCUCUCAACAGAGCCUACUGUUCCUGUUCAACCUAUUACUCUGUUUUGCCUCAAUAGUCUGUAACACCAUCGUACUCUACGGAGCAGCGAGACGACGAGCCCUCAAAUCAGACGCAACAACCAUCCUCCUCCUGGAGGCACUCACUGUACUGGAUAUCCUGAUAACUCUAGCUAACCUGGUGCCAGUAACUGUCACCUCCCACGCGGGAAGAUGGGUGCUAGGACCCGCUCUGUGUGUGAUAACCUCGCUGUUUACCCGGUACCUUUACUUCACUGAGUUGUUGGUGGUAUCCUUCAUUUCCCUCCACAGACUGAGAGUUGUGCUGAUGAGGAGGGCGGGGAGACCCAGCUUCUUACAGAGACGCAGACAGAUACUCAUCACUAAAAUAUUCCUCACCGUUAUUUUCUUCUUACCCUUCCUUCCUCUCUGCGCAUCUCUGUUUGGUCCGUCUAGGGCGGAGUUUGUGAUGAUGUACCUGUCCUGUGUGGUACCCGCUCUUUCAGAAGUGUGGGAGUAUGUGGCGCUAUCUUACCUUAUCUUACCCUCAGCCAUCGUCAUCAUCAGCAACCUCAUUAUCACCUACAAUAUCCUCACUUUCAAUGCUAAGGGCCGCGGAGGAUUCUUCUCUAGUCUUCAGGCUUCUCUUAAUCCGGGUGCCAAGAUAAAGGGUCCUAUUUGUCGGAAAAAGAAGCUAAACCACUCGACCUACCUGACUAUCUUAUUAAUCUGUAUAGUGUUCAUGGUAACGUACAGUCCAGUGUAUGUGCAGAUGAUUACCAGUAGUCAUGAAAACAACCAUGCUCCUUCAGAACCCUGGCUGGGAGCUCUCUCUAUAGAGCUACUGUCUCUCAAUGUUAUAGCUAACCCUAUAGUAUACACUUUCUCUAACACUAGGUUUAGAAGGUAUGUUAUCAACCUGAUACACUGCAGGAAACAGGACCCUGGCUCUAAGAAGUUUGGAGAUGAUGAAACUUCCUCUGAAGGGUUUAUAUCCAGUUUCUUCUCCACAGCUAGGACGUCAGUGGCGACUAUGAGGGCGUCUGUUGUAAGUGCUUCUAGAUCCUCUACAGUGCGGCUCAGCAAGUUGUCCACCGCUUCCAACAAGUCCUCUCUCAAAUGUAAAUCUGUUGAAAACUUCAGUUCAGCUGACCAACUAAAAGUGGGUCUGACAGUAAACAGUGACUGUAUUGAGAGAAUGAGGCCGGUAUCACGAGGCUCCAGACCCACCUACAGGAGGGUUAAAAGUUGGAACGCUGUCCCCGCUAUUUCCGAGAACGACCAUGACUCUUCUCUCUCUUCAGGGCGAUCUCAAAUUGCAAAACCUCGCUCCUGCAGCUCCAUUCCGGGGAAAGGAAAAAACAAAGGAGUUCUCAUAAGCACGAAGUUACAAAGAGGUGACAAAUAUUUAUCCACCGCAGAUACAUCAUCACGAUGCAGCGGUGUUACCUUCUCCAUUGGAGACAGUGUCCUCACAUCCGAGCUACCCAGACAGGUUUCCGAUCCCGGACCUAAACCUGAACUGCCCUGCAAAUCCAUCCUGAAGACACCUGAAGAUGAAGAGGAGGCUAUGAUAUCGAGCUUCUUCCCGUCAAGUGACGACGAAGAGGAGGGUGGUAUUGGCUGUGGGAGACAUAGUUUAAGGCGAGGAAGUGAGCGGAGAGUGGGCGUGGUUUGCGUCGAGGAGGUUUGUGUUCACAACAAUACUAAUCGAGCCAAUAAGCCAUGUGGUCAGUUAUAGCAAGCUUCAUUAGAAGUUUAUCUAGAUUGUUUCAAUGUUUCAGAGACCAAAUCAUAUAAAUGAAAGAAAACAAUGUUGACAAAGAAACACGUGUCCCUCUAUUUAACCCCUCUCGUGUUCAUACGGUCGAUGGUUAAAGGACAAAGACUGAUAAUCACAAUUUAACGAUUCGCUACAGAAAAGAAGGAAGUGGAUUCAUUUUAAAGCAGCUAAAUCAAUAUUUGAUCGUGCUGAUAUUUGCAUAUUUUAAUUUUAUUCUUACCAAACAAUAUCUUCUGAUAAAAAUUAUGAUCCAACUCCUAGCAAAGCAGACUUAUUUUUUCCAUUUUUGAUCUAAUACGAACUAUAGCACAGUGUUUUGUUGUUUAAGGACAGUUUUUGCUGAUUUGGCACUCUAUCUAUGUGUGUGAGAACUAGCUAUUACGGUUUUAGACUGGUAUUCACUUUACUUUAGUUUUUUCACCCUGUUAUUCCUAUUAUCUAGAAUUGCUAGUCUUAGAAUGAAUCGAAGUACCGUCGAAAUUCGCCGGCUUUAUUCAAAACAAAGAGUUAAAUUAUUUAACAACUUGUUAAGUUUACUUAUAACUUAAUAAGUAGCUAA